AUCAGAGAUGGAUGCCACGGAAUUGGAUGAUUUGUGUACUCAUCUUAAUUCAAAGAUUUCUAUCAUCAAGAAGAAAUAUGAGGUGAGGCAGGAUCCGCCCCUGAGGAGUACACUCAAUAAAGUGGCCUAUGAACUUCAUUUGCUGUGCCAACUCCUCAGUACGCUGGAAACAGAAGUUCAGUAUCAGGAAUCUGUUGCCAACUCCUUAAAGUAUUUUUUUAAAUGUUGGAUUUUUAUGCAUUUCAAGGAAGCAGCUCACCUAAAUGGGAAUAUUCCUGUCCAUCUUCCCAAAAAGGGACCCAGCAGCAGUCCAGCUGCAAAUGAAGAAGCCCCAGUGGAAAAAAAGGUUGCCGCUCCAGAGCCAGUGAAGAAACCCAUCAAAGACAAGCAUGUAAUCAAGGAGAUGGAGCUGAUAACAGUGCAGGAGUUCGAGACUGUCCCUGCAUAUAUGAAGAAUCGUUUGACGUACGAACAGAUUAACAGUCUUAUUGAGGAAGUCAACAAGGCCGUUGUGGGCAAAUACAAGAUCAUGCAGCAGCCGCUGAAAGCUCUGAACAAUGUAGCCAGGAAGCAGCUCGGGCGAUUUAAAGAUGAAGAAACAAAAGACACAAAAGGUCAGUUUUUUAUUGUAGAGCAAGAUAUCAAAGAAUUCACCCAACUGAAGGUGGAUAAAAGAUUCCUCGGAAUGCUGAACAUCCUGCGACAUUGCCACCGGAUGCGGGAGCUGCGUGGUAAAGGAAUCGUGCGCUAUGUUAUCUGUUAG
Messenger RNA from Nanorana parkeri, 763 nucleotides. It is a transcript of the gene SKA1, whose product is annotated as spindle and kinetochore associated complex subunit 1. Gene Ontology annotation, cellular component: outer kinetochore; mitotic spindle; spindle microtubule. The record is from RefSeq and is a predicted model, not a curated record. Gene Ontology annotation, molecular function: microtubule binding. Bases 8 to 763 code for a protein of 251 amino acids. The transcript has 6 exons. Lineage: Eukaryota; Metazoa; Chordata; Amphibia; Anura; Dicroglossidae. Gene Ontology annotation, biological process: regulation of microtubule polymerization or depolymerization; mitotic cell cycle; cell division.